ACCCCCACCCUGCACACCCCCAAGGAGGCUGCCCUGGCAACGGUGACCACCCUUUAAAAGGCUGAAAACACCGAAAAACCCCCAGAAAAACGCUGCCAGUGAGCUGCUCUGGGGGCUGUCAGCUCUGUGAGGAAUGUUUGACCCCAGCGUUUUGGAUGUCCCAGCUGUAAUCUUUGACAACGGGUCUGGAUUGUGCAAGGCGGGGAUCGCAGGGGACGGUGGCCCAAGGUCAGUUAUCACAUCGAUCGUCGGUCGCUCAAGAGUCAAAUCUGCAAUGCUGGGAGCUGGGAUGAAAGAGUACUACGUAGGAGAAGAAGCUCAGUCCAAAAGAGGGAUCCUGACUUUGAAUUAUCCCAUUGACCAUGGCAUCGUUACAUCCUGGGAUGACAUGGAAAGGAUCUGGAGACACGUCUAUGACUACGAGCUAAGAGUGAAAGCCAGCGAAAGACCCGUGCUGCUCACAGAACCCCCCCUCAACCCCCUGCAGAACCGGGAAAGAAUGACUGAGAUCAUGUUUGAGGGCUUCAUGGUGCCCGCCAUGUACGUGGCAGUCCAGGCUGCGUUGGCCCUCUACGCGUCUGCCCGCACCACCGGCAUAGUUCUGGACAGCGGGGAUGGCGUCACCCACACCGUCCCCAUUUACGAGGGGUACUGCCUGCCCCAUGCCGUGUCCAGGCUGGAUAUCGCUGGCCGGGAUAUCACUGAGUAUUUUAUGAGGCUCCUUUUGGAGAGCGGAUACUCUUUCGUUAGCACCGCUGAAAGGGAAAUUGUGAAAGAUAUCAAAGAGAAGCUGUGCUAUGUGGCUCUAGACCCCACUCUGGAAAUGAAAGCAAGUCCAGAAGAAAUCAUGAAAGAAUACAGAUUACCUGACAGCAACAUCAUUCAGAUAGGCAGCCAGCUCUUUCGUGCACCAGAGACCCUUUUUGUACCUGCCAACGUUGGCAUUGAAGCAGCUGGUGUGCACAAAAUGCUCUUCAACAGCGUCACAAAGUGCGACAUCGAUGUGCGCAGGGAUCUGUAUGGCAACGUGCUGCUCUCGGGAGGCUCCACGCUCUUCCCUGGCCUGGAGGAGCGCAUCCUGAAGGAGAUGCACCUGCAGGUGCCUGUGGGGAUGCUCGUGAAAAUCAUUGCCCCUCCCGAGAGGAAGUACAGCGUGUGGGUCGGGGCCUCCGUCCUCUCCUGCCUGACCUCCUUCAAAUCAAUGUGGAUCACCGUGAGGGACUACGGGGAUUUUGGGGCAGCUGUCGUCCACCGGAAAUGCUGUUAAGGAGAACAUCAGACCAAGUGAGUGUCUUCAGAGCAAAACGUGAGCAACAGGCCCUGACGAGGGCUGAAUGAGCAGAAGGGGGCUAAAGCUGCUGCGCAUUUCCUGGCUGACAAAUCCUUUAUGGAAAUAAAACAUUAAAUCAUUGGUAACCGGGGCUUUGACUCCUCUUACUGCUUAUCUUCUCUAAGGGGAGCACUGCUUCUAUGCCUCACCAUUUCUUCCCUUUCCUUUCCUCACAGUCAAAGGGAUGCAGUGGUUCCCAGCUGACACACCGCCUCUCUAGGAGUCACCUGGGGAGCAGCACACCUCCUCUGCUGGAGGUUCUUCCCUCUGAGCUCUUUGCAAUAUCUGGGUUUUUUCUAUUCUAAAGCUAGAUCGCAUGUUAUUUCUAACCCCAUUAAAAAUGUUUCCUUUUGAAGCCCGGCAAACCCCCAAACAGAAUUCAAAUAUAAAUCAAUGCAAAUGCAAUUACUGUAGCCGACCCUCCUCUGUGCCUGAGGGCCUGAAAAAAUUCAUUGAUUCUCUGCUGCAAUUUAUCAGGGAAGUGUGAACACCCAGCUCCCCUCCCAAGCACCCAUUGCAGAUGCCACUGUGGGCUUUGUGAGCUCGGUGGUGCCAUGCCCUCUUGUGAUGCAGGGACAGAAUGCUCUGGUGCUGCUGGGUGCCUGGCAGGUCUGCCCAUCCUGUGCACAAUGUCAGGCACGGUGGCAGCCGGGGCACCCGUGGUGGUUUUUGACAAUGGCUCUGGGCAGUGCAAGGCUGGGCUGUCAGGGGAGCAGGCACCCCGUUCGGUUAUUCCUACCAUUGUGGGCUACCCCAAAUUCACGUUUGUCAUGAUCGGAAUGGAGCACAGGGACUGGUACGUUGGGGAGGAAGCCCAGUCCAAAAGGGGCAUUUUGUCUUUAACUUACCCAAUGGAAAACGGAGUGGUGACAUCCUGGGACAACAUGGAGAAGAUCUGGAGAUACCUGUACGAACACGAGCUCGGAGUGAAGCCCAGCGAGGGGCCGGUGCUGCUGACCGAGACCCCCCUCAACCCCCCAUCCCACCGAGAGAAGAUGGCUGAGCUGAUGUUCGAGAGCUUCCAGGUGCCUGCGCUCUACGUGGCCCUGCAGGGGCUGGCAGCCCUCCACGCCUGCGCCCGCACCACCGGCAUGGUGCUGGACAGCGGGGACGGUGUCACCGUCACCGUCCCCAUCCAUGGAGGCAGCUGCCUGCUGCAGGGCGUUACCAGGCUGGAUUUUGCAGGCAGAGGGAUCACCAAGUACCUGGCCAGGCUCCUCAUGGAGAUAGGGCACUCCUUCGUGAGCGCAACAGAGAAGGAGAUAGUCAGGGAUAUGAAGGAGAAGCUGUGCUACGUCGCUUUAGAUCCUAUCAAAAAAAUGCAGCAAAAGCCUGAAAAUCUGAUGUGUGAGUACAUGCUCCCUGAUGGAAGGACUGUCAAGGCAGGAGAUCAGCUGUUCCGAGCUCCCGAGGCACUUUUUGCACCCGCAGAGGUGCAAAUCCAAGGAGCAGGGGUGGUGGGGAUGAUCCUGCAGAGCGCUGCCAAGUGCAGCACGCACAUCCGGACGGACGUCCUGAGGAACGUGGUGCUCGUGGGUGGCUCCACGCUUUUCCGAGGCUUCAAGGAGAGGCUCCUGAAGGAGCUGCAGGCCGAAGUCCCCAGCGCAACCCCCGUCAAGAUCAUCUCGCCAAAAAAUCGGAUGCACUCGGUGUGGAUCGGUGCCUCGUUGCUCGCCAACUCAACAUCGCUUCGCAACAUGUGGGUGAGCAGGGAAGACUACAGCGAAGUCGGACCAACAGUGCUCCAGAGGAAAUCCUUUUGAGAAGUAUGACCGUCCAGGAAUUGUCUUAAAGUGCCAAUCUGAACAGCUGGAGAGCAGUUAAUAAAUCAGUACAAAAAUAA
Messenger RNA from Gallus gallus (chicken), 3173 nucleotides. RefSeq names its product actin-85C-like. Lineage: Eukaryota; Metazoa; Chordata; Aves; Galliformes; Phasianidae. The record is from RefSeq and is a predicted model, not a curated record. The coding region runs from base 134 to 1267 and encodes 377 amino acids. The transcript has a single exon.